AUGUCUCGCAAUAACCCCGCCUCGUCGCGCUUAAAGAUCUCAAAUCCUACACUCAUCUCCACCACAUCCCAGGCUGCACAGUCCUCCCUUCCCAACAUCGACCGCAAUGCUGCACCCCUCGGCAUCGGCCAAGUAUGGAACGGAAGUCAGGCGGCCCCUGGCCCAUCUCCAUCUAGGAGUGGGAACGGAGAAGCGCGCUCUCCCCCAGCACGCUCUCCACCUCCACAUUCUCCACCCCUGCCCACGUCGCCGAGCCGGCCCGCACGUUCCAGGGCGCGCGGCACACCGGAAGACACGCUGAUUCCGCCGGUCCGUGCGCAUGCCUCCAUCUCCACCCGGCUCAGUGUCAUGAGCAACGGUGACGAUGAGGCCGCGAGCCCCGUAGUCCCCCUUCCACGCGGCGAAUCUAGCGACCCAUGGGCGGCCGACCGCGCACAACGCUCAGUCGCGCGCCAGCAGACUAACGAGACGGCGCAGGCUGCUGCCCUCCGCACACCCGUGUCGGCAGGCGCAGCCGGAGGAAACGCACUCCGGAAUGCUGCGGCCGCUUUUAUGGCGGCCAGCAAGCAGAGCCGCACCGAAACCGUGCGGAGGCCACCACGACCGAAACGUACGCAACCGAGCAAGGAAGACUGGGACGAUAUUGUCGGGACGACCGGCGGACGCUUCGCGGAGAUCGACGCGGUCAUGCGCAAGAUUCGCACCGACUGGCCGUUCAUCAUGGACGGUGAUUUCUCCCCUUCUUCACUAGCCCUCUCUCUACUCGCUUCAGAAACGGGCCAAGGGGGCACAGAACAUCCCGACCUCCAGUCCUUCCUCCGCGUACACACUGCACUGUCGGGUUCGCUCCAGAAGGCCGUGCAGUCCCAUUUUCAGACGUUCGCGGCGUCGCUUCCAACACACUCCAACUUUGUCGCCACGCUCGAUCGCGCGCAGGAGCAGGUCAAGACGUCUAGAGAAGGGCUAAAGGAGGCGCGCGAGGGCAUCGGUGCCAAGGGCAAGGCCGAACUCGCAUCCAUCCGCACCCGCGAACGCAUGGUCAAGGAGAUGCUCCAGGUCCUCGACCUCGUCGAGGAGCUCAAGCAGGUGCCCGAGCAGUUGGAGAGUUGCUUGACUGACAAGCGCUUCCUCCAGGCUGCGCUUUUGCUACAGAGAAGCAUCAAGACGGCGAAUCGUGAGGUGCUGCAGGAGGUCGGCGCGCUGUCAGAUCUCAAGCAGUACUUCCACACGCAAGAGAACACGUUGACGGAUAUUCUCGUCGAGGAGCUCCAUAACCACCUCUACCUAAAAGCGUUCAACAGCGACGGACGAUGGAAGGCAUACAUGCCGGGUCAAGAGAGUUUGCCGGUCGUCUCGGUUAACGGCGAGCAGAUCGCCAAGGAGAUGGACGAAGAGAGUCCCGACUCGCGCUUCUCGACAUACCUCGCAUCAUUGGCGGUCAAGCCGAACCACGAACCAUUGCUCAAUGAAAUAGCAAGCAACUCACGGCAAGCGAGGACGGCGAGCCAGAUUGCCAACACGACGUCGAUUACUUCCAUCUCAUCGCUUGUUGCCAACGAGCCGAUGGGUGGCGAGUUCGACACGUUCGGGUACAUGGAGAUGAUCCUCGAGGCGCUCGCUGCGAUGGGAAGACUCGGCUCAGCACUCGACACAGUCAUCCAGCGUGUGCCCGUUGAGAUCCAUCAACUCAUCGACGUCACAACCGAAGAGGUCGCCGAGCGCGCCGAGCAGCGGUCCGAAGAGAUGGCCGUCAUGUCUGCGGCGCGCCCUCAGAGCCUGCUGCUUGCCGAGAAGCAGGACUUGGAGAGCAUGCCCCUGUUCCAGAACGACACAUUACGCGUCGUCGUUUCGCUCGAUGCUAGCGGGCCACCCAAGCACGCUGUCGUCUUACGAGACCUGUUCUGGACGCUGUACUCAAAGAUCGCAGCGGUCAUGGAAGGCCACCGCACCGUGUAUGAGGUCGUCAAGUGGAUCGCAUCGCGCCGCGACUUCAAGGACAUGACUAAGACCGACCUGAACCUCAACGCGCCCGUGCUCGAGGUUCUGCGGCCUAUUCAGCAGGAAGUUCGCCAUCUCCUCCAGACGUACCUCGAGGACAACUCGCAGGCAUCAGUGCUCAUCCACAACGCGAUUCCGAGUAUCAACGAGAUCCUGCGCGAGGGCAAGCUCGUGCGCGACAAGCAGCGGGAGCUGUUCAAGUUCGGCGACUCGGACCAGCGCGCGGUCAACAACGAGAUCAAGGAUGUCGACGAUGGGCUCAAGCAGACGCUCCGCGCGUCCGUACCAGGCCUCAUCAACCUCCAGGCUGGUGACAAUGUGGCUGUUCUCAACGGCACCCACGUCAACCCCGAUGACCGCUACUCGGUCUCGGGUAAGCACCGAACUCUCAUCCCUGCCAACCCCUUCAACGUCACCAUCCUCUUCCAGCCAACGCUCGCGCUCAUCGACCGGGCCACUGCGAUCGUCCCUCACGGUUUCGAGGAAGAGAUGACGCAGUUCGGCACAGUGCUCGAAGAAUUCGUCAACGACGUGUUCCUCCCGCAGCUCGACGAGAAGGUCAACGCCUCGUUCCAGCACGCCGUCUCCGGCCAUGAUGCGUUCCAGCUGGACCGACGUCCGUCCCUGCGCUCGAGCGCCGACGUCAAGCCUCCUCUCAAAUCCACAGUGCGCGUCAUGGCGCUCAUCCAGGCCCUUUGCGCGAUGCUCCAAGAGACCCCGUUUCACCGCGAGCGGUAUUCGCGUCUCAUCGUGGGCGUCGUGGCACAGUACUACCAGCAGUGCAGCGCGCGCUUCAAGGAUCUUGUGGCCCUCCCGCCGUCUGUGCAAGCGGCGCCAGGCGCACUGGCUCUCCCAGCCACCUGGAGCCAGCGCGAGGACAUGUCCACCGCGCUACAGCAUGUCCGCACAGUCGCACUCUUGGAUGCGCGAGAGACGGAAACUGUCGGCCUGAAGGAGGUUAAUCUCGAGAUGGCGCUUCUCAGCGACCAGCCACCACCCGAGUCACAGCUCAUCAACAGUUCGCGUCGCCUCGAAGCGCUCGGCAACCUCGCCCACAGUGUGCGGUGGUUCAUGAAUGCCCUCCUCGAUCUGCAGGAACUGGCAGACGAGGCUACGAUCGACAAGCGCACAGAACGGGAGCCUGGCCAGACUCCGAGGUUGCCUCUCACGGAGGCGAUGGCACAGCGCUUCAAGGCAAUAGUGCAAACGUACGAGCAGCUCAUCGAGGGUGCUCUCAACACUCUCCAUCUCGAAGUGCGUUGUCGCGUGCUGUGCAACCUCUACGCGUCGCUGCAGCGGUCCGAGUACUUCCUCGAGUCGGAGGCGCUUGAGCCUGAUCCGGAUGUCGUCGAUCUCAACACGAGCUUAAUGGAGAUGGACCACAUUGCGUCCAAAACGUUGUCCGCGUCAGAGCAUGGCUUCAUGUUCCGAGGCCUCGCGCUCCUCAUCGACCACGUCUUCGUCCACGCCGCGCGACAGGUCAAGCGUGUCAACGCAGCCGGUGCGCGCAAGCUCCGCCGCAACAUCCUUUCGCUGCAACAGACGCUGCGCGGGAUCGUGAGCUUAGGCCACGAGCAAGAGGGCAUGCUCUCGCAUGCCAUUGAGUACUGGGACCUGUUCGAGAAGGGGCCCAAGCGCAUGCUUGAGAGCAUACGCACGCGCAAGCCCGCCUUCUCGUUCGAGGACUACAACGCCAUGCUCGAGCUCCAGUGCCGCGCGGACAGCAAGAACGGAGGAGACGACCUGAAUGCGUACCUUAUCGACUUGCAUGCGCUCGCCAUGAGCGUAGAGGGAUGGGAUGUGGCGUAG
Cutaneotrichosporon cavernicola is the source of this 3807-nucleotide messenger RNA. RefSeq lists its product as uncharacterized. Gene Ontology annotation, biological process: exocytosis; Golgi to plasma membrane transport. Bases 1 to 3807 code for a protein of 1268 amino acids. The record is from RefSeq and is a predicted model, not a curated record. Gene Ontology annotation, cellular component: exocyst. The transcript is spliced from 4 exons. Lineage: Eukaryota; Fungi; Basidiomycota; Tremellomycetes; Trichosporonales; Trichosporonaceae.